AUGUACGGAGUACUCCGUAGGCGGCCUCACUCGGGGGGUUCAACUCUGGACUUCCCGUCGAUAAUCGACUUUGCUCGGACUCAUCAGCUGCCACGUGUCGGAGACAAAUCAAAGAGAGCUCCGUCUGGUCCCGACAGCCAAAAGCCACGCGAGUUGAUCCUUGUCGCAGUGCCCAGCUUGCGAACCCUUUCUCAUCGCUGUUUUGUGACCGAGAUUCCAUCUUCCACUUACUAUAGUCCUUGUCGGGUUUUAAUCCACUUUGGUCAGACCAAACUCUGCAACUUUCCAAUGGCCAAGGGCACCCAGCAGCCAGACUCAAGAGGUCGACGUCGCUUCCCACUUCUUGGCUUUCACACUUCCCUGCUCUGUGAUAGGGCCACACUGCUUUCUCAAAGAACUACUGAUCCGAACUAUGCCACUACGCAGUAUUCCACUGCAACUUCGGCACUCAUUUUCAGGGCCUUGCUCUCUCCGGGUCGUAGUCGUCAACUCGCUCAAGACCCAUACAAUCGAUGUAGGGUAAUGCACCUCUACUUUCUAGGUCCAUUCACUACAGACAAUGGUGGGAAUGGUUCGCACUUGUUCGACAUCUUCGGUCCUAUUUUACAUCACGAGCUGGCUAUGUGGUAUCAUAUCCCAGUCAGGAUACCGAGUGCUACCUACGUCUAUCCGCAAUCGUCACCAGAUAUAAUUCGACCUUUCUGCAGGCCUGGGACUACACAAUUUACACCCUUACCAGGUGAUGAAUAG
This is a messenger RNA of Aspergillus calidoustus, 750 nucleotides long. The record is from the annotation of a GenBank genome assembly. Lineage: Eukaryota; Fungi; Ascomycota; Eurotiomycetes; Eurotiales; Aspergillaceae.